AUGCCGAAAAAGCCUGCCAGAAACGCCUUUUAUUUCUAUAUGAAGGAGCUGGAACCUUCUUUGCGAAAGGAGGGAAGAGUGUUUCCGAAUGGCAUGGCAGAUGUUGUGCCUGUUGCACAUCCCAGAUGGAAAUCCCUGCCUGAAAGUGAGAAAGACAGAUUUGAGAGCAUGGCGAAAGAGUAUAAGGCAAGAAUGAGAGGGGUGGAAGGGGACAAACACAAGAUGGACAAUAUUGGUAACAUUAUCAGCAAACGGGUGAAUGUCAAUGAAGUAAAUGACAAGAGAAGACAAAGAGAGAGAAGGGAAGUCACAGCCAAAUGGACAGGAAAAGACAUUACUGAAGAAAAAUUCUAUUUUAUUGAUUUUCAGAUUCUCUGCAAAACUCAAAAUGGAGACUAUUUACCUUGUGAAAUGGCAAUAAUUGAAUACUCAUUAGCUCGCGGAAUUAUUAAGAAAUUCCACCGAUUUAUCGAACCGGGUCAAAUACCAACGGGCUAUCGUUACGGUUGUAUGAACAGCAGCGAAGAAACUCAUCAGAUUCCCAUAGAAAACUUUGAAAAGGCUGACAGCAACUACACAGGCAUUUGUAUUCAGAUCGAAAACUUUAUUAACCCUAAUGGAGAGUUGCCAGAGUAUCCUCCGUUUUACUGUGUGUUUACGGUUCGUGAUAAAGUGGAGUAUUGUCUAGAAUGGCUACAUGACAGGAGUCGUUUAGGACGGGUUAGUAGAACUAAGAAAGUUCACUGUGUUGAAGACUUGUUGAUGGAUCUCUAUGUACAUGGCAAUGGACCUAAAAUUUCCCAGAGUGGCUGUUUGGAUGUGUUAACUAGCCACCAUUGGGACUAUACUUCUAAAACACGUUGUGAAUUCCAUGAAGAGUUGGAGUGUAAAUUUUGUUCGUUGGCUAUCGUUCAAAGACUCGCUUACGCAAUUUCCGAUUCUUUAGCAGUUCUAUAUCAGAUUCGAUUAACAGAUAAACAUUUGCCGUCGACAGCAGACGAAGAUAUUCCAUGCGUCACUCUACCUCCAACCCCAAUUUAUCCAGAUCGAAGAUACGAACCUCCGCGUCACGAAUCUAGGAGUGUCAUGUCUCAUGGGCGGGGACAACGUAAUGAGGCAUCACGCCCCACUCCACAAUCUAGAGUCGUGGUAGAUGAUGAUGAUGAUGACAUUGAUGAUGAAGAAGAGAUGAAGACAAGUUUACGAAGACCCAAUGUAGCACCGAUGGGAUAUGGUGAUGGAAAUCCAUGGCAUACUGUUGGAAAACAAACUGGAAAUUCUGUUUCUGGAGCAGGGUGGCCAUCUUUAGGAAGUUCAAAACCUGGAAAUGUCAAUCCUAAAACUCCUUCAUCUUGGCAAAAUGGACUAGGACCAGGAGCUGGUGUAAAUGACAAAAUUUUUGGUCAAUCAAAUAUUCCAUUACAGAGAGAUAUGAUAGCACCAGGUGCCAACAGUGGUCAAAUGGCUCCAAGAAUGCCAACAUCUUCCAUUAGAGCCAUGAUGCGUCCAUUAGGACCUCAGUCCACUGGAAUACAGAGUCCAGGAUUUUCAAUGCGAGGAGUGCAAAUGACAGGAAGGAUGCCAUCAUCCCUGGGAAUGGCUGGGCGUGGCAGCAAUUUAAUGGGUGGGUCCGUCCGACCCCCUGUAGGAAGAGGAUAUGCUCCCCCAGGAAUGCUCAAAAUGCAGAAUCAGUUAAGAAAUACUUCAAUAAGUGAUGAAUAA
This is a messenger RNA of Lottia gigantea (owl limpet), 1722 nucleotides long. RefSeq lists its product as hypothetical. Gene Ontology annotation, biological process: regulation of miRNA-mediated gene silencing; negative regulation of DNA-templated transcription; male meiotic nuclear division. Gene Ontology annotation, molecular function: sequence-specific DNA binding. NCBI's taxonomy places the organism in Eukaryota, Metazoa, Mollusca, Gastropoda, Lottiidae. The transcript has a single exon. The record is from RefSeq and is a predicted model, not a curated record. Gene Ontology annotation, cellular component: P granule; nucleus. The coding region runs from base 1 to 1722 and encodes 573 amino acids.